UUAGGGGUGAUAUGGGUUGGAGCACUUUUAGAGAAAGGCGCUGCCGAUACAAAGGCCUGACGCAGAAGUCAUUCCUGCGUCACCUGUAACAUCAAGAUCAAGAUCAAGCCGCGUGCUCACCUAAACAAAACAAACCGUGAGGCAGCUGAGUGCUGAUACCUAUACUGUGACCGUGACUGAACAGCAGAACACCACGUCAGACCGUAAUAUUGGAUAGGUAUCUAGUUAUUGCUCACAUGAUGUCACUUAAGUUAUGAGGGAACGGAUUAAACAAAAGAAUUUUCUAGGUUUAUUAUGAAAAAGGUGCAAACACCAGUAGACGUAUCAUAUGUGUUAAGACACGUCCUGUAGUAACUGUCACAACUCGGUAGUAGGGAAUGACGCACUUCUCUGAUAUCACUGCCAACAUCCUCAAAUAUAUUAGAUUACAUGUGGUGUUAUACAUGUAAUCUAUCUGUGUCCGGCCCUCAAGCUGACCACCUGUCCUGAGAUGUCCAAAAGGUUAAGGUCAGAUGAUUUUCUAGCCAAGAGACAAAGAAGUGAUUCAUCUGCUGUGGGUGAUGCUGAUCACUCCUUGAUGGCCACACCAUCAGCCUGGCUAGUGGUUCAUCCCUACAGCAGGUAUGGGCAAGGGCCGGCCGUCCUCCGCAAGCCCAUGUUUGUUGGGGAUUUUUCCUUGGACGAGCACCGCCUCUUCUGUCAUGACCAGCGGAAUCUUCACUUCAUACCCAUUGACUGGACUGGUGACAAAAAGGUUGAGUUUGACCUUAAUGUGGGAAUGGACAAGGUGACAAGGAAGAGGAGGGAGACUAAAAAUGAAAAGCUUGACCGUAUGUUGGAGUGGAUUCUCUCUAACGCUGCUAAGUUCCACACAAAGGAGUCAGCUGGCAAGCCCCUGCAAUGUCUAUCAACAGAUUUUGUAUGCUUCAGAGGACUGCUCACCCAGCUCAUGUGCACUCCUUAUGAACACAGAGAGGGAUGGAUAGUGUGUGCAACAAGAUUCCGGAACACUGUAUACCUUUGUGCCUAUGAGACCCCUGAGAGGAAAGCACAGCGAGAGGCUGAGACUGACAUGCAGAAGACAAUGUCCUCUUGGGGCUACAAGUUUGAGCAGUACAUGAUUGAUGGCAGCAACACCUCUGAGGGAGUGAAUGAGAAUGAGGAGUACUGUGUGAUGAUGCGUUCCCGCCUGCACCACCACUCCCUUGUGUAUGGGGCAGAGGUGGAUGGGGUUGACCCGACUCUCUACAAAACUCCCCAUGCUGAUCUUGGAGCCUUUGUGGAACUGAAGACCAGCAAGGAAGUGACAUCAGAGCGAGAACACAGAACACUUCACAAGUUCAAGAUGAUAAAGUGGUGGGGCCAGUCACACCUGGUGGGCAUCCCCAGGGUGGUGUGUGGCUUCCGGGACACCUCAGGGAUCAUCCACACCCUCAGGACUUACCAGGUGCAGGAGAUACCCAAGCUAGCUCAGGAUUACUGGAACUCUGAUACUAUGCUGAAAUUCUUGAGGUACUUCCUUGACUUUGUGAAAAGAAAUGUCGUGGUGGAUGACCCACAGUGCGUGUACAAGUUUGAGAGGUCCCCCGGGGGUGACAUACACUGUACCUACCUGGGUCGUGAUUUAGAGUGGGCUUUUUUGCCUGAGUGGUAUUACAAGAAGGUGUUCAAUUCCUAAAACAAUUUAAAUAAGUAUCAUACAGUGGCAUUCUGAUUCUCUGCUGCCUCACCUUGCCUAGCUUGUUUCUUACUUUUCCUGGUGCUGGUUGAGAUACUCUCUGUUUCUGUUUGCAGCACAUGUGAGUUAUCCUGACAGACUGUCUCACUAAAAAAUGUUUGGACUAUACACUGUGGCACAGAAGUGUGCUGCAUGAUUUUUGUGUUUAGGUAAACACUAUAUUGACUGUAGAGUUGCUGUGCUGUCAGAGUCCAAUUAGUGCAUCAUUAAGUAGUACAUAUUUAGAGCCUCUGGUCUAACAACUCUGUUGACAUGAAUUGAUUGUCACAAAAACAUUAAAAUUAGGAAAAUGAUAAGAUAUUGGAGAAAAUAUACAUAAAAUUUGGGAAAAAUAGUUUAUUGCAAGGAAGUCUACUAAGAGUAAAAAGAGCAGUUAUCACAAAUGGUUUUAUAGAGGAGUAGUGAUAUAUUAUAAGGAAGAAUCCAUUUUGUGAUGAGAUGAGACUGAUGUUCAGAAAAGUUGUCCAUUGAGAAGUAAAAGAGAGAAGUGAUAGAAGGUCAGUCGAGUCAAGGAUGUUCAGUUAGAUAUUAAGAUAGAAAUGCAUAAGAGCAGGAUUAUGUUUUUAGUAGACAGGAAGCUUAUUUGUGCUAUGACAUUGAUUUUAUUUAUUUAUUUUUUUGUAUGAGAUAGACCAACAAAUGCUUAAAAGUAAACUGAAAGAAAAAAAUGUUUACUGUCCCUAUUGCCAUUUAGAUGCAAUUUCACUCUCUUCUCCACAAAUGAACAAUAUUAUGACAGUCCUCAGCUCUGCUCUGACUCACAGACAGACUAUUUGCAAUUUGUACUACUACUGCUCCACUUCUUGCUCUCCCCCAUUCUCUCUCUCUCUCUCUCUCUCUCUCUCUCUCUCUCUCUCUCUCUCUCUCUCUCUCUCUCUCUCUCUCUCUCUCUCUCUCUCUCUCUCUCUCUCUCUCUCUCUCUCUCUCUCUCUCUCUCUCGUGCUGUAGUGAUGAGUUAGCAGUGUAAGGUAUGUGUUGCUAAGCACUGGUAUGCUGGGAAUUCAUUUUGAUUAGUUACUUAUUAAACAAAUCUGUGAUUAUCAAUUUUAUAUGUAAGGAAAUUAAUAUUACAAUUUUUAGAACUCUCUGGCAAUUGUCAUUAGAUUUAUAUGUUGCAAAAUAAUUUGAUUAAUAAAUGAAUACACUGAAAA
This is a messenger RNA of Portunus trituberculatus (swimming crab), 2889 nucleotides long. Its product is annotated as decapping and exoribonuclease protein-like. Gene Ontology annotation, biological process: NAD-cap decapping; nuclear-transcribed mRNA catabolic process. The record is from RefSeq and is a predicted model, not a curated record. Lineage: Eukaryota; Metazoa; Arthropoda; Malacostraca; Decapoda; Portunidae. Gene Ontology annotation, cellular component: cytosol; nucleus. Gene Ontology annotation, molecular function: mRNA 5'-diphosphatase activity.